Molecule: messenger RNA, 1274 nt
Organism: Brassica oleracea var. oleracea
Lineage: Eukaryota; Viridiplantae; Streptophyta; Magnoliopsida; Brassicales; Brassicaceae
Exons: 1
Coding region: 382-1125 (247 amino acids)
Source: RefSeq, a predicted model, not a curated record
UUACAACACGUGUGAGAUUAGCCCCAUAAAAGUCAAACAAACCAUUAACUAACCCGCGUCGAAAUAAGAAGACAACCUAAGCUAUAAGGAAAACUGUAAACCAAUCAGCACUUGAUUUUGUAAACCGGAUCAAAGUCGGCCGUAUAAGUCUUUAAACCAUAAAUGUCUUCUCCGGUUUGAAGUCAAAACUGUAUCAUAACAUUAAGAUCUUCUCCGGUUUAGCAUCAGCUUUGACCCAAACCCUUCCAUGACGUCAUCAUAUUGACAUUUUCAAUUGUGUUCAUCUAUAAUCAUCCUUUGACUCUCACUUUCUGAGAACUUUCAGACACAGAAAGUACAUAUAAAACCAAUGAUCUCCGUGUUCAUGUACUUUGUGAGUAAAUGGAAAAAGCAUCCGACAACAACCCCACGAAACUCUCGAAGAUGCUUCAAAAAGCGUUAUCAAUUGGUCACGGUGCGGCGCCGUUUAGUCCGGUAAGAGAUUUCCACCACCACCACCACCGUACGGCUUCGACGGUGAACAGAGGAUUUUUCUUCUCUGGUCCGAUAACACCGUUGCUUCCAACGGCGGCCUCAAGAGCUAGGAGAAGAACCAAGAACGCCGUCGUUUUCGCCGAACCCACUUCUCCUAAGGUCUCCUGCAUCGGUCAGAUCAAACUAGCUAAUAAGUCGAAAUGUCCGGACGCGAAGAACAGAGAACGUAAGAAUCUCAAACCGGCGUCGUCUUGUCUUGUUAAAGAAUCAGGCAAGGGAAACUGGUCGAAACUAAAACGUCUCUUCUCAAUGGGGUCGAGAAAAUCCAACUACACGGCCGUUUCCGCCGCUAGUGAGCAUCCGAUCUCGGCGGUGGAAGCGUUUGCGGUGCCUUCAUUGGGUAAAAUGAAGAAAUUCGCGAGCAGCAGAGAAGCUCUCGGUGGAUUUGAUUGGACGGCCGAGAUCAAACGGGAAGAAUCUCGGUCCGAUCAUCAUCGCCGAGGUUACUCUUCCGAUGACAAAGAGACGAUGAUUCCAUGCGCUGUAAGCACGCCUCUGGCCCUGUGCUCGAGACACAAGAGUGAAGUUAAUUUGUGGAAGAGAAGAACCAUGGAUCGACCAAAACCACUUCAAGUUAAAGCUAGUUAUUAACUUGUCUUCGUUCCUACUUCCAUGUGUACUUGUUUUUUUUUGUGCGGAACUUCGUUUCUACGUACUAGGUCUAAAUUUUUUGAAUACUUCAAACAAACAAAAUAAUUCGACUUGUGAAUAAAUAUCUACACGUUUUUUAUGCGUUAUUA